UCGAACGUUUCCCCCGACCACAAAGCUCCGGAAAAGCAGGAAAAAGAGUCGCGAACAAAAUCGGGAAAAUCGAAGGAAAACAAAACAAAAAAAAAUCGGAAUAAAUCAAGGCGAAAUGGUGCUCGACAUUAAGAUGUGCCGAUUUGAUAAUGUGCCCUGGGGCUUUCGCUUGGUGGGCGGGGCGGACUACGACUAUCCGCUGACGGUGGUUAAGGUGACCGAGGGCAGCAUUGCUGACGAGGCCGGACUGCGGGUCGAGGACAUCAUCGUGCGCAUCAAUGACACGGCUGCCACGCCCCUCAGCCACGACGAGGCCCACCGCCUCAUUAUGAACAGCGGCAGCGUCUUCUACUUCGGCGUCUACCGGGAGAACGAGGAGGACGCCUACGAAAUCCUCACGAAGUUCCCAAUGAGCGAGGGUUCGUUGACCAAGUCACCAUCGGCGUCCAUGUCGCCGUCGCCGACUCCAUCGCUGUCCCAGCUGACGGAAGCCACAAAUGCCCGCACUCCGGAACCGGAGCCAUUCGUCCCGCCUCCCAGGGAAUUCGCCACCAUUACGGCUCCAGCUGUGGACGUGGCCGUGGAUGUUGGCAUGGCGGCAUGUCGCCAAGCCAUGUCGGAAGUGCAUUCGGAAGGCAAUGGCGGGGAUGUGCCCGCCGAGCCAGAAGAAGCCGUUCCCAACGGGGGUCUCUACUUGCCCGAUUUGCCCGAUCGCCCGUGCUCGGCGCUGUCCGAACGGCAGGAAAUUAAGCUGGUGGAGGAGGAAAUUGCAGCCGUGCUGUCCGGCGAGUCGGAGGUGCUCAAGGAGCACAAUGUCCUCGGCGUCAAUUUCUAUAGGAUCUUUCCCAAGCCGGGCGUCUGCAUGUCCAGCGAUGUGCUGCGCUCCCUCAACGAGGAGGUGACCAAGACCAAGCUGGAGAAGGACAAGGAGAACCGCCAGUGGUCCACCUUCCUGCAGCGUCCCAAUCGUCCCGUUCCGAAGAGCAAGCAAAUGCUGGAGGCGGAGCGCCGGGCGGCCAAUGCCUACAAGGUGACGAUUGUCAAGUCGGCCCCACGAGAGAAGUCGCCCAUGCCGGAAGCUAAACCGGCGCCAAAGGAAGCCACUCCACCCAAAGGGGAGGAACCGGCGCAGGAGGAGGUGGUGGCGGAGCAGGAGCCUGACCCGGAGCCCGAGAAGGAAGAGGAGCCAUUGCCCGCGGACAGCGAGGUGCCGAAUUUGGAACAGCUGCCGGAGAGCGAGUUGUCGGACGAGCAGCCGGAGAAAGCCGAUGUGCCCAAGGAUGUUUGUGAAGCGGAAGUUGCCCCAUCGGAACCUGGUUCACCCCCAGGCCCCGAAGCUUCCGAGGCUCCAGCAACCCCGCCGGCUGAGCCCAGUAGUACUCCACCCAAAACCGACGAGGAGUUGGCCCUGGAGCACCAGUUGGCCGAUGUGCAGAGACAACUGGCCGCCCUCUCGUCACUGCCCUCCACCAUACAGUCCACCCUGGAUGCGGUGACCAAGCAGCUGGCCGAAUUGCUGCCCACCUUCAAGCUGCAGCAGCAGGAGAAGGAGAAGGAGAAGGAGCAGCCGGAAGCGCCACUGCCACUGCCGCAAAUCGAUGAGAAACCGGGCGAUGAGGAUGGGGAUGGGGAAACCACUAUCAACACCGCAGGCGAAACGGAGGAUGCAGGCAAGGGCAUAUCCAUAUCUGCCACUGACAACCCACUGGGGCCAUGUGAGAGUAAUGAGGAUAGAUGCGAUGCCAAUGACCGGGAAGUGGCGGAAAUAUCGCGCUCCACUGACGACAAUCGCCUGGCCAAGGACAAGAAAAAGGAUCUGGAGCAGGAGCCGUUGUCCGAGGAGCAGAGCUUCAAGAAGCAGAAGGGUCAACUUCAUGAAGUACCAGAAGCCGGAGCGCAAAAUCGAUCUGAAUCGCAGCGAGGUGUACAAGUAUCUCAAUCCGCAUCUGGACAGGGCACCCGUGCGAGGCAUCGAGGUGCGUGCUCCGCUGGUGGCCGCCGAGUCGGACAUUCGCCAGUCGCUGCAGUCGUAGAAAUGAUGUACCACCCCGAAUGUUCAACAGCAGCCACCUCCCAAGCCAAGCCCAUAGUUACACUGAGAAUAAAGCCCCUUACAAUUAGGAUUUUGGAUGGGAAAGGAGAUCAUUGUAAAAUUUGGCAGAGAAGCGUUUACGGCGUUAAUAGCCUUCAUAAAAAGAAAAAUAAGGCAAUAACUUAUUCAUAUCUCACAAGAUUAAACCCUUAAAGUAAAUUAAUUACAGAUUGAGGUGCAAAUAUGUGUAUGCAAUAGGUGCAAUAUAUAUAUAAAAAAGGACAUAAAUAUAUUAGUUUUUUUUAUGAAUUUUUUAUGUAAUCAAUUUAUUAAGAAUUUUCUCAAAAUCUGUUUUUGCAAAGAAUUAAUAGCCAAUCAAUCAUCCCUAAGGAAAUGUUAUAAAUAAUAAAUGAGACAAAUGUAGGGUGGACAUAAGCUGCGAACAAUACUUGCGAUUUCUUGGCAACAACUGUUUCUAAAUAAAUAUGACCACAUAAACAAACCGAUUUCAGUAAUAAAUUCUUAUCAGCUUUAAAACGCUUCUCUGCUGACUUUUGGAAUGCUAAAUUACCGACAUAUCCUAGAAUAGACAAACAUAUUUCUGUUAAA
This is a messenger RNA of Drosophila rhopaloa, 2641 nucleotides long. It is a transcript of the gene Zasp67, whose product is annotated as LIM domain-binding protein 3. Gene Ontology annotation, biological process: muscle structure development; actin cytoskeleton organization. Gene Ontology annotation, molecular function: actin binding; muscle alpha-actinin binding. The transcript is spliced from 7 exons. The record is from RefSeq and is a predicted model, not a curated record. Gene Ontology annotation, cellular component: Z disc; stress fiber; filamentous actin. NCBI's taxonomy places the organism in Eukaryota, Metazoa, Arthropoda, Insecta, Diptera, Drosophilidae. Bases 116 to 2245 code for a protein of 709 amino acids.